AUUUAAAUAUUGUUUAGUGAGUAAACACUACUGGUGUUUUAUCUUUUAAAUUCUGGUGAAUAAAUUGUACGUACCUAACAAGAUUACUAAGGGAAUUAUCAAAUUGGUUGACCCAUGUUUUACAGAUGUUACGGGUUACAGAGGCCACAGUUAGAAAAAGCGAAAAUGGAAGAGCAAGCGUGCUUGGUGCGCGCUCGGUCCGACUCUGAGACUUCAUCUAAGCUUAGCUUCGGCUCAAUCUCUCGGACAAUGGCGUACACAGAUGACAGACUUACAGCGACAGAAGGUGCAGGCGAACCUGGCAACACCGUCAAUAUGGCUGCCAGCGCGCCCGAUCACACCACCGAGAGUAACGAGAGUGGCGAGCUGCUCGACUACAACGAUUGUAGCGUACUAGAACAGUUUCACGAAGAUGCCCUCAAGCAGGCGGGUUGUGGAUUGUCACAGGCGCGUGUAUUGCUCGCGUGCGGACUUGCUAUUGGCGGGUCGGCACUUGAACUGGCUGCUAUUCCUUUCAUACUACCCUCCGCUGAAAUCGAGUUAUGCAUACUGCGCCACGAGAAGAGUUGGCUUGUGGGCGCGUCGCUGGGCAGCGUGGGAUGGGGCGCUCUAUGUGAACGGUUGGGUCGACGACGUACAUUACUGUCCAGUUUAGCAGUGAAUGCCGUUUUUGCAGCGGUUGCAGCGUUCAUGCCCACUUAUGGGACUUUCAUGAUGGCCAGGUUCUGUUCGGCGAUAGGUUCUGGUGGUGUGACGCCCGCGUGCUACUCGUACGCCUACGAGACGGUGCCGCGGCUGUGCAGGCGGCGCGCGCUGGCCGCGCUGCCGCUGUGCGCGGGCGCGGGCGCGCUCAGCGCGGCGGCACUCGCGCGCGCCGCCCUCCCCCCCACCGGCGCGGACACGCUGCUCGAGGACCGGGAGCACUUCAGCGCGUGGCACCGAACAUUCACACCGGCAACCAGUUUCGUAUAUGCGGAAAGUCUCAAGUGGGUCGUGCUGACUCUGAAUACAGACUCGGAGAACUUGCUUUACCCGGCAAACGGAGGGCGCCCGCGUUACAUCACGUGCGGCACAGCGUCAAAAUGGUUAGUAUCAAUUCAAACAACAUUAAAUACUAGAUUUUUGGCAAGCGUUCUUCCAGCUGUUCUCUGGCGCCUACAGGAGUACUACUCUUUCACUAGGCGGUGUCAUGCUUUUUAUGCUAGCUAUACAGCAACAGUGGUGGCGAAAGAGAACGCUCUUCUGGAAGCGUCGAAACAUAUCGAACAGAACGCAACGUACGAGAAACAGCUUUACAACCAAACGCUGGAGAACAUAGAGUUCGCGAACGUAACAUUCGUGGAGUGCACGUUCAGAGACAUGUUAAUGUCGCGCGCAUCCUUUAGGAACUGUUCGUUCGCAGGCGUAGCGUUCGCGAACAUCAAGACUUCGAAUACUGGUUUCUUUGGUUGCAGUUUUGUAAAUACUACUAUAAUAGACUCGGACAUCGAGAUGGGUCGCGAGUUGGACGAGUGGUGUGUACUCCGCAAUACCGUGAUCCGCGGCAUGCGGGGCGGAUGCCGCGCGGACCUGUCGUCCUCGCUGGCGGGACUCGUGGCCGAGCAGAGCUACGCCGCCCACGCCAUGCUGCUAGCCGCUGCCGUCGCUGCCGCGCCAACACACCCACGAGCGAUAGGUCAGUCCAACACACUAGCAUUAGCAGAACUACGCCGCGCCAACACACCCACGUGCGAUAGUGUACCUAUGCGCAGCGUGCUUGUUACUAUCCCCCUCGCUUUACAUAGUGCAGAGUGUACUGCGCACGGUCUAAUUCUGUCUGUGGCGUACAUGGGCGCGGCUAUACUUAGGGGUGUGGGCGACACUAACGCGAUACUGAGCAGCGUGCUCUGUUGCUGUCUCGCUCUCGCCAGCACAGCGCUCGCCACACAAACUAAACACAUUGAACACAGGUAAUAAUAUCAAC
Molecule: messenger RNA, 1963 nt
Organism: Diatraea saccharalis (sugarcane borer)
Lineage: Eukaryota; Metazoa; Arthropoda; Insecta; Lepidoptera; Crambidae
Source: the annotation of a GenBank genome assembly